AACCCUACCUAACGUGCCCUUUUAUAGGACAAGCCCGACCGAGAAGAUUUAUUGGGGUUGCUGCCCUCGGUCCAAUAUGUUUUGCUAAAUACGAAGUACGGAGUCAUACGCAGUAAUAAAAUAAAGGCUUCACUCCUCUGAGAGCUGCGAUUUCCCUUCCUCCAAGGGUAUGUUUUGAUCAUGGAUAAUAGCUCCACGGAAAGUUAGACCUCAUGGAAAGUUAGUUGAGUUUGGUUUGACCUCACGGAAGGUGCAUUAAAAUACACUCCGGUGUGUGAUCUCACAGAAGAGGAUAUGCAAAUUGAAGAUGAUAAUGUGUAUGUUCCUUCAUCACCUCGUAGUGGUACUCCACACAAUCAGCUUGACGACAUAGAUGCUUCAUAUGGUGGUAGUAGUUCUAAUACUCGUGAAGCAUGGGAUGAUGUAUGGAGAGACGAUAGCCCCCCUCCUUUCUCUCCUAUUGGUACACAAAUGGAAACCGAUGAAAGAAGGAGCAAUAAGAGAGUUGCAGUGAGUGAUGCACCACAAUCUAAUAAGAGUGCACGGGUUGAAACCACAAAGAGAGCAGGUAAAACUAAAUCAUUGGGUGACAAACUUGAUAACAUGAUGCAACUCAUUGGAGGAAGGAACAAUACAUCUAAGGGAGUGCAUAUGUCAAUGAUGAACGUCAUGGACUCAAUGGUCACACCAAAGCAUGGAGAAAUUAUUGAAGCACUAGCAAAGUUAUGUGCUUUGCCGGAUUUAGAUCCAAGCACACCUGAAUUUUAUUUUGCUUGCACGAUGAUUGAGGAUCCACAAAAAAGAUGCAUUCUCCUAGGUUACCAAAUGACCAGAUGAGAGUUGAGUACAUCAAGUUUGUAUAUGUUGAGCUGAAGAAGAAUUAAAAAGACAUC
Messenger RNA from Cuscuta epithymum, 893 nucleotides. NCBI's taxonomy places the organism in Eukaryota, Viridiplantae, Streptophyta, Magnoliopsida, Solanales, Convolvulaceae. The record is from the annotation of a GenBank genome assembly.